This is a messenger RNA of Anopheles cruzii, 3925 nucleotides long. It is a transcript of the gene Efa6, whose product is annotated as PH and SEC7 domain-containing protein. The transcript is spliced from 14 exons. The record is from RefSeq and is a predicted model, not a curated record. Gene Ontology annotation, biological process: regulation of ARF protein signal transduction. The coding region runs from base 1 to 3819 and encodes 1272 amino acids. Gene Ontology annotation, molecular function: guanyl-nucleotide exchange factor activity; protein binding; phospholipid binding. Lineage: Eukaryota; Metazoa; Arthropoda; Insecta; Diptera; Culicidae.
AUGGCCGAAGAAGUUACGGUCGCAUUACGGAUGGUACGAGGUACCUCAUUUGGCUUCAAGGUUCGCCAGCUGGAAACUGGAGAACAUGUCAUUUACCAAAUCUUGGAGCAUUCACCGGCAGCAAUGUGUUCGAAGGUGGAGAUCGGAGAUGUCAUUUUGAAAAUUAAUGGCAAGGAUGUCACGUUGUUAGAAUGCAAGCACGACGCGAAAAUAAAAAAACUAGUCUGUAGCGCGGCCAGAAGCUCCGGGGAGUUUCGUCCACAGUUGGAACCACAAAAGGAGGAGGAAGUGUACACUGUUACAAUACCACGUCCAGUCGAUCGCUGGGGCUUCGGGUUUGAGCUAUAUAAAUCGGAACUGGUGGAGCAUGUGAUCUCUGGUAUCUACCCGAAUACGCCUGCAGCUCUCUGUGAGAAGGUACAAAUGAAUGCACAAGGUUACAGAGAUGAUCAUGAUGACGAUAACAGCGAUGGUGAAGACGGCGACAAUGUCCCCGAAGAGCGUACCUCCAAGCGCUCCGAUGACCGCCGCUAUGGAACAACCAACAAGAAGCGAGGCAGUGGAAAAGGCAAGAACAUGGCACCCAUCGGUUACGAUACGUUAUCAUCUUCGACGAGCGUCUCGGAAGAGCGUUCCAGUAGCGUCAGUACUAGUCUAGUGGGACCGAAUAGCGGAAUCGACAAUGAUGCGACACAACCGCCUAGUCCAUCUUCUCCUCUUCUGUCGAUCGGAGGCAAUGACCUCGCACGUACCAAGCAAAAGAGUGUCAUAGAUGAUAACCUCGUUAGCUUGAGCAACAGUUACAAUAUGAAGUCGUCACAGAUUUCUAUUGUCUCGGAUGGUAAAGAUUUUGGGGAGAAGCUACCAACGCUGAAAUUUGCUGGUGGAUCCCAAUUCAACAGUGGAGGUGCGAGUGGUAACUCCUCCAGUGGGUUACAGCGAUCUAAUAACGAGAUAGCUCAUCAGGAAUUUGCAUCCUUAGAUGGUACUGGGGGAGGAGCGGGUGCUGUAUCGACCAAUAGCGAUGUGGUAGGCUCUGCAUUUGUUGAUGCAGGGAAUGGAGGAGCUAUCCGUAAACGUUAUGCGGUGGGCUUCCGGACUAGCCGAUCAGAGGAUCAUUUACAACAGUCGCAACGCGAUGGAGGCAUCGGUGCAGUUGUUUCGAUCGACAUCGACGAGGACGUAAAUAGCUCGCUGAAUACUUUGCUCGACCCACGCUACGAUGCUCCUGAGGAUCCCAUGAUUUCCGAGCACGAACUUGUACAAAAAUCGAUAAAUGAUCGACCAUCAGCGCAUCAGACUGACAUCGUUGGUGCCUUCAAGAUAGGUGGCAAUGUAGCUGGCGAUAUUGAUAAAAGGAUGGGACCGGGAUCUGCGUCGGCUACGACGGCCGUACGUGCCGUAGUGUCAUUUUCAAGCUCGCCAAGUUCUUCAACACAUCAUUCGCCAAGCGGUAGUCCGAUUUCGCCCACAUCCGUCUCUUCGUCCGUGAUGACCUCAUCUGGCGGUUCACGAGAACAUUCACACCAGGGAAAUGGCAAUGGUGGCCAGUUAGAACCAGGUGCCACUAGUGCUCCCGGUAACAUCUCAUCAGCGCUCGGAUGCCCAAAUAUUGUAGGCCACCAACAGCAGACAGCAGGACGCGCUGUCGCGUUGCAAGCCGGUACAAUGGGUAGCGGUUCGGGAUCGGGUAUAGCAAACACGUCAAUCGGAACGGAUCUAAGUUUGUCCGAGGCCAUCUCAAGUCCAGACUUUCAGGAUAACGGCGAAGAUUUGCUUACUACGGGUGAACUAAUGGAUCUAAUACUUAGCGAUCCAAGCGAAGAUUCCGAUUCGACGAUCUUGUUGUCAGAGGCUUUCACUCGUGGCGAAUACCCCAGUGUCGAACGCGAUUACCGUGUCGUAAUUCCAGUACGAUCUGGCGACGCUACUAAAGACACUAGAGGGGGGAUUAUGGAAGAAGACAUCAAUACUGGUGCCUCGCAGAAACGAUCGAUUGGUGGUGCUAUAGGUAGUAACCUUAAAGCCAACUUCGUUCAGACUAAUAGUGCUGCAUUUAAAAACGACACUGAUAGCAAACGUGGAUUUCCCAUUGGCGCAUAUGAACCCAUUGAUGAGACUGCCAACGUAAGUGUGGGUGCUGCUGAUGUUGGACUUUUAACACGUGAGGCGUCGCCGCCCGUUUCGGAUGAUGGCAGUGACGUCGAGUCGUUGCACUCUUUCCAAUACUCACCGAAAGGUGUAGAUAUUCCGUCAGCAGAACGAUUAGCCAAGCGCCUGUUUAAUCUGGAGGGCUUCAAAAAAAGUCAUGUUUCGCGGCAUUUGAGCAAAAACAACGAAUUCACCCGCGCUGUUGCUGAAGAAUACCUGAAGUUUUUUAACUUUGAAAACCAGUCAUUGGAUGAGGCGUUGCGCAUCUUUUUAAACCAGUUUUCGCUAUCUGGUGAAACACAAGAACGGGAACGUGUUCUAAACCAUUUCUCUCGUCGCUACUUAGAUUGUAACCCAGACUCGUUUCGUUCUCAAGAUUCUGUGCACACGCUAACGUGCGCAAUCAUGCUAUUAAACACGGAUCUUCAUGGUCCCAACAUGGGGCGAGCUCGCAUGACAUGCACAGAGUUUAUCGAAAAUCUAAAAGAACUCAAUGAUGGAAUUAACUUUCCUAAAGAUGUGCUCAAGCACCUGUACCAUGCAAUAAAAAAUCAACCAUUCGAGUGGGCCGUUGACGAUGAACCAGAAGCAAAGGACCGGCGUGUGGGAGAUAAUAGCGGCAGUGUAAUUCUUAGUAAUGAAACUAGUGGUAUUUUGAGAAGUGGAGGAGGAGGCAUCGGUGGUGGUAGUGUAGCUAACGCUGGAGGUGGCGGAGGAAGUUUGCAGGGUCCUGCGAUUGGUUCGAACUCCUUCUUCGAUACGCCUUCGAUGAUGGCCGCCGUGGAGUAUAAAAAAGGCUAUAUUAUGCGGAAAUGUUGCAGUGAAGCGAACAAUAAACGGACUCCUUUUGGACGUCGGUCAUGGAAGAUGGUCUUCUGCACGGUACGUGAUCUGGCGCUCUAUCUACAUAAAGACGAGCAUACGUUCAGAAAAUACCAAAUGUCCGAUCACGUUCAUAAUGCAAUUCGAAUCCACCAUGCUUUGGCCACUCGAGCGAUCGAUUAUACAAAGAAGGAACACGUCUUCCGUCUUCAGACUGCAGAUCAAUCGGAGUUUCUAUUCCAAGCGGGAGACUCGAAGGAGCUUCAGUCAUGGAUAGACACAAUCAAUUUCGUUUGUGCUGCUUUUUCGGCUCCACCACUUGAGGGUGGCGUAGGUAGUCAACGGCGAUUCCAACGCCCACUGUUACCCAGCAUGCAGAGCAAGUUACUUAUGCGUGAACAAUUAGCUUCGCACUACCAUCAGAUUGAUAAACAUAAGCGCCUGCUUGAGGAGCAUAAGUCGAACCCCGUAACUGGCAAUAAGGGUUUGAACCUGCAAAAUUAUCGAGAUAAGGAGCAGUAUCUCGAUUUCGAGAUUAAGCGCUACCGUACGUACUAUACUUUGUUAAGCUCCCGCCUCAGUGUGGACCAUGCGGAACUUGGAAGCCAGGACGAUAGUUCUGAUACAUCGAUGAUUAGUGGUUCUUCUGAGCCGCAGGAAGUAGGGCGUCGCACUAUUGCUGGCAACAUUAUCCACCAACAUCAGUCAACAAUCGAGCAACAGGGCGAAGUAGAGGCUGCGGCUGUGGCAGUAACAAACAAUCUUCGAGCUGGUGGUGUUGGAAACAAGUAUGAGCACGGUGGAGUUGCUAUGUAUCGUUCGGAUGAUUCGCAGGAAUUUGGCUGACGAGUCAUGGGAGUAUUAUACGCCUGUGUCUUAUAGUUUUUGUUACUCCCAUUGCUCAAAAAACGAUCACUAUCUAAAAACAGAUGAGAAUCAUUCAUUUCUAUAU